This is a messenger RNA of Leptopilina heterotoma, 3374 nucleotides long. RefSeq names its product probable serine/threonine-protein kinase DDB_G0281745. NCBI's taxonomy places the organism in Eukaryota, Metazoa, Arthropoda, Insecta, Hymenoptera, Figitidae. The coding region runs from base 411 to 2981 and encodes 856 amino acids. Gene Ontology annotation, molecular function: protein serine/threonine kinase activity; ATP binding. Gene Ontology annotation, biological process: protein phosphorylation. The record is from RefSeq and is a predicted model, not a curated record. The transcript is spliced from 4 exons. Gene Ontology annotation, cellular component: cytoplasm.
AGGGGCGAGGGGGCGGCGGACGCGUGACAGAGACGGUCAUAUGGCGCCCGAGUCGGAAUGGGCAGGGGGAGUCUUAUAUCUCCUACGCGUUCACGUAACGCACAUGCGCCUAUAUUUCUACGGAAGCGCCUAUACGCCACUGUAAGCGAAGUGCGUGUGUGUGCCUAAAGUAAGGUACACAUGCCAGAAUUGCGUGCGAGGGACCCCUUUAGGCUAACCGAAAUUUCCUAGAAUAGAAUGAAUUGCGAGCGAGCCUACCCCCUAGGCUAGCUGAAAUUCGUUAAAAUUAAACGACUGUGUGAAAAAGAGGUUAUGUUUGACGUUCUUGAAACGUUAACUUAGUUAAAAGUUUCUUUUUAAAUAAUUAAAAAGUAGAAAUUUUGUGAGAACGUUCAGUUUAAUUCCUGAAAAUGGAUCAAAAUAAUUAUAGACAAAUUAUUUUAAAAUUUGGCGACGAAUCGCAAAAUAUUUUCGUUGAAAAUAAUAAAUUAAAUAAAAGUACUUUGGAGGAAUACUUUCCCAAGGGAAGUACUUUAAAGUACAUUUUAAAUGGAGAAUCUUUUCUCCCAAAUGCGGAUGCCAGUUUUAUACAUUUGAAUCCUGCAGCCGAUGAAUACUUGGUGUCACUUCCAAGAGGUAAUGCUGAAUUACCUGAAGUAGGAACAAAGAGACGACAACGUUAUUUUGACAUGCUAGGCGAACUUUACAAGGGGAAAGACGAACCAGAAGGAAAAAAGUUUUUUGGACAAAAAAUCAGUAAUAAAAAUCAAGACAAAGAUUUAAUAAAGAAUAAAAAAAGUACGUCACAAGAAUUUAAUAAAUCAAAGAAGCCUUUAAACAGAAUUGUGCAUGUUUCCUGGAAGCAUAGAAAAUCUUGUACAGAUCAAUACCACUAUGUGGGAAGACCUCUAGGAGAAAAGAAAAAAAUUGUAUUAAAUUUCAAUGAGGACUAUCCGAUUGAUAAAUUGCAAUCUACAAUUUUGAAACAAUAUAUUGAUGAGCAUAAUGCAGAUAUUAUUGAAAAAAGUACAGUUUUUAUUGGAACACACGAUGGAAAUCCUAUUACCACAUACUUAAAUGAAAAAAAUGAACUAUGUGACUUUUGGACAUUUAGUAAAUUGAAAUUAAAAAACACUAAUCAUUCGUUAAGUUUGUGUGUAUUGACGACAAAAAAUUCAAUUCUAGAAAGCAAAAUAAUUUCUGAAACAGCGACUAAUAUUGAAAAAGUCUCGGUUGAAUUAAAUGAAAAAAAUUUUAAUCGUUUUCGGGAAGAUGUACCUACGUUCCACGCAAGUUUUGAUUCAUCACAUUGUAAAAAUUCUGUUGACUUUGAAGUAUCGUCACUUUCAAAGCCAUGGGAAGAAUCGUCUGUCUCAAAAGUGCCGCCAUUUUCAAGGCCAUCGGAACAAUCGUUUGUACCUAAAGUACCGACAUUUUCAAAGUCAUUAAAACAAUCGUCUGUCAUCAACAUAUCGUCCUCUUCACAGUCCAUGAAGAAAUCUUCUGUUUCAAAAGUAUCGCCAUUUUUAGAGGCAUGGGAAAAAUCGUUUGUCCCAAAAGUAACGUCAUUUUCAAACUUAUUAGAAGAAUCAUCUGUCAACAGCAUAUCGUCAUCUUCUCAGUCCAUAAACAAAUCGUCUGCCUCAAAAGUAGCGCCAUUUUCAAGGCCAUCGGAACAAUCGUUUGUACCUGAAGUACCAACAUUUUCAAAGUCAUUAAAACAAUCGUCUGUCAUCAACAAAUCGUCCUCUUCACAGUUCAUGGAAAAUUCGCCUAUCUCAAAAGUACCGUUAUCUUCGAAGCCAUUUGAACUAUCGUUUGUCCCAAAAGUGCCAAGAUUGUCAAAGUCAUUAGAACAAUCGUCUGUUAUUAACAUAUCGUCCUCUUCACAGUCCAUGGAAAAUUCUUCUAUUUCAAAACCACCGUCAUCUUCGAAGUUAUUCGAACAAUCAUCUGUCUCGAGUUCAUCACAAUCACUGAAAAAAUCAUAUGUUAAUACUAAUGAAAAUGACUCAAUUAAAUCACCUUCUUUCUCAAACAUAACAAUAAAAGCACCAAUUGAUAGUAAUAUGCCGAAAAUGGAAAGAAAUGAACACUCUGCGCAUGUUUUUAAAACACCUACAUGCACAAAGGUCGAAAAAGCAAAAUUGCUUAAAGUGUCUAUACCUUUCAUCAAAGAAAAUCAAUUACAAUUUUCUGACAUCAUUUUAGGAAGAGGGGGGCAAGGAAUAGUGAGAAGAGGGAAGUAUAUUCAUUGUGAUGUGGCUAUAAAAUCUAUUACGAAAGGAAGAAAUAUUUCUCUUGCCUUGAGAGAAAUACAGCUCCUUGAUAUAAUCAGACAUCCGAACAUUAUUAUGAUUAUGGCAGUUAGUGAAACUCCAUCACAAUUUCAUAUCGUUAUGGAGCUUUUUGAUUCCUCAUCUUUGUAUGACAUUUUAUUCCCCAAAGAGAGAGAUAACAAAAUGCUACUAGAAUUUUCUUCAAAAAUGCAUAUAUUGCGCCAGUUAUGCUCUGCAAUUUGCUACUUACACUCGCAAUCACCACCUAUCAUUCAUAGGGAUAUAAAACCAUCAAAUAUUUUAAUUAAUAACCAUUACAGUGUCAAAUUAUGCGACAUGGGUUUGGGAAAAAGUAAAAUUAUCACAAAUUUAGAGUCGAGUAGUGUCGGUACUAUUCGAGGUACGUACUUAUAUAUGGCUCCGGAAAUAUUUUUGGACCAUAAAGAAGCCACCGUAGAGUCGGAUAUCUGGGCAUUUGGGUGUACCAUUGUCGAAUUGUUUUCAGAGGAAUCAGUGUGGAAUAUUCAAGGACGUAAUUUGAUGUUGUCUUUAGCACAAAAUUUUCAACAAAAAUUAACUCCAAAUUUAGAAUCUCUUCCUUACUUUUUUCAACACAUCGUUGAAAAAUAUUUUACAUACGACCCACAAAUGCGACCAAAUGUUGUAACAUUAUUAGAGUGCCUAUCAGUACAAAAAAUGUAAUUCAAUUUUGGUUGUAUAAAAUAUGAAUUGAAGGUUUUGCACAUCUUCAUAUAAGAUUAUUCUGUUUCUGUAAAGCUUGAAAGUACAAAUCGAUAUAAUGUGUUCAUUAUAAAUAGUUCUUUAAGAAUUAUUUUGCAAUAUUUUACAAAGUAAUUGUUUUAAUAGUUCGUUUUUUUAUUGUAUACUAACAUUACAAAAAUUAAGCUUAGUAUGUUUCGUUUCAAAUGUUUAGAGAAUAAACCUCAAAGUAUUACAUGCUGUGAUUAAGACUGGUAGUGUUUAAUACUGAAUGUAUAAUUUAUAUCAUUGUGUAAGUGUACAUCGUUUUUGUUUCAUUUAUUAUUAAAAAUUGAAUAUUUAACAUAUUUAAAUUUUUAAGUUUAAAAUCUUUCA